CUCUUAAAAGGCUAUAGCUGCUACUGUGCUGCUAUGUUCUUUUGAGGGAUAUAUCUCAUUUUUAUCAACUUUGUUUCGAAAACUCUUACUAAAAUCAUUGUCAGUAUCUGCUGGUUAAAGUAUAAUGGGUUCGGGUGUAUCGACACUAGAUUAUCAUCUUAAAUCUACUGCAAUAAAUGCUGGAAAAGGUUUGUUCCAAGCUGUAAGAAUUGGAAACAAUCCCGUAGUAUGCCAAAGACUAUUAAAGCUAGAACCAAAUCUGGCUUUAGAGCUUUACGAUGGACUGAUGAAGAAAACUGUUCUCAGAAUUGCCCAUCACCAACUUUCUGUAAUAGAUGAAAGUAGUCCGGAAUAUCAACUUCGAUUACAAAUCUAUAAUAUAAUUAAAAAUGGUGUAGACGAAGCUAUGAGAACAGCUAUUUUAAAGGACAAUCUGAAGUAUAUAGUAGAUUUAUUCAAAGGCGGUGCUGACGUUGUACAACUUGAUAAUCCUUCGUGUACGAACAAACUUGGUUGUUUAGGUCUGGCUUGUGAUAAAAAAACUAUUAACAAUGAAAUAGUUAAAUUCCUUACUGACAGCGAUGAAAGAAACAUUCCGGUACUUUGUGAGGAAAUGAAACCUUUUUCUCGUAAAAGUCUAUUUAACAAGAUACAGGAAAAGGGAAGUUCAGAUUUGCAAAACGAUUCAAGAAAGAAAAUUGAAAAUCAUCUUUUCAAAUUGAUAGCAACAUCAGAUGUAGAUGCGGCAAAAAUGGUCGAGAAACUCGGAUAUCAAUUUUUUCCACUGAACUUUUCAAAUGAUAAGAGCGAAACUCCAAUAGAAGUGGCGAUAAAGAACAGAGCAUUCAAAACAAUAAGCAGUAUUUUACGUUAUGAUAGAAAUAACAUACCAAUAAAUAUCCAAGAGGCUAACCAUCAAAUUACAGUUGCCCUAAAUAUUGGUCGAAAUACUGAGGAGUUAUUCAAACAUUUAAACGAGAUUAACUCAAUUGAAAAUUUUUCUAAACAUUUAAGAAAUAUCGAUAAACGUGCAGUUGAUGAGAGAGGUAAUAAUAUUUUGAACCUUGCACUCAUUAAUGAAUGCUCCGAAGAUAUUUUGAGAGUAAUCCUAAAAAACAGUCAAGUAUUGCAUAAUGUUGUUAAUGACGAUGGACUCGACUGUAUUCAAAUUACCAUUAAACAUCUUGAGAAUAGAUAUUUGAAAAUUUUAUUCGAAGAAGGAAUAAGUUUAUUAAACCCAAGGCAAAUAAAUUACUUAGAAUUUGCUAAAGAGGUGAAUAAAUUUGAAGAAUUUGAAAUGAUUUUAACUACUGAAAUGUGGAAAAUUUUAAGAACGGCAGUGUCAGUGUCAGAUAUGAAAACUUUUCAUGAAGUUACCGCUUGUGGUGGUAAUCCUAAGAUUAUCAAUCGCGACUUUAACUUGGAAGAUUCAUCGUCCCUUAUGCAUUGCGCUAUCGAAAAAGAUCAGCGAAAAAUGAUAAAAGAACUAUUUUUAAUUGGAGUAGAUAUUGGUAAUACGCAUCAUCCAGAUGAACUGACUCCUUUACAUUUAGCAAUUCUCAAAGAUAAAGAUGCAAUUGUCGAUGAACUCUUCGCCUUUAAUUUGCCCCAAAACUUGAAUUUAUCUUCACAGAGUUUGACUGAAAGUAGAACAGCUUUAAUGGAAGCUGCUAUUAGAAAUAAAUUAGAAGUGGUAAAACUUCUAGUAUUGAAUGGAGCUGAUACGCAACAGAAGGAUAAGUCGGGAAGGACAGCUGCCGCUUUAGCGUCGAACAAAAAUAUUGCGUAUUACCUACAGAGUAUAGAAGAUAUUGUAGAUGAACUUCAAAUAUUAGACAAUAUUCCAGUUGGAGAUAAUUUGCAAAAUCAUCCAAGAAUAUUGCAGGAAUGCGAAGGUUAUUCUCUCGAACCUCAACCUUUAAGUAAUAUGGAUAAGAGAAAAAGAUACCUUAAAAUUGUCAGGAUUGAUAAUCAUUUAUCGUUCAUGAGUAUCGAUAAUCUAAAUACAAAAUUAGGUAGUGCUAUCAAAGCUUCGGAAUUGCAAGACGUCAAAAGUUUCUGCAAUGACGGAGCUGAUGUUGCCUGUUCAAGUGGUUCUUUAACGCCUUUAAGAUUAGCUAAUCAAACGCUAAACAAACUAUAUAAUUUUUAUAGGAACGCUAAUUUUCAUGAAGGUAACAGCCAUGGAUAUGAAAAAAUGCAGAAAGCUAUUAGCGUAUCUAUUUGGAUACAAAAUAGAUUAAACUUCGAGUUGUGUAGAGCAAUUAGAGAUAAUGAUUAUCCUAGACUGAUUGGCUUAACUGAGGCAGGAGCUAGUUAUACUCUUCCUGAUAUUGAUCAAAAAACAAAAGUUAAAGAACGAUUCACCUCACCAUUUGGUUUAAUUGGAAUAUCUUUGGAAAAUCACGACAAUGUGGACAUUGUUAAAGCAGUAUUAAAGUUUACUCCAGAGGAAAACAAUCAAGUUUUGGUCAGCCAUAAUUCUUUAACUUCAAUAAACAUUGCCCAAAAGUACAAAAGACAUAAUAGUGCUCAAAUUAUUAUUCAAUAUUUUACCUUGAGUUUUAAAUUACUACUUGAAAACGUAACAAACAAUGACUCUUUAAGUCAGUUGGAAAAAGAACAAUUGGUAAAAAAAAUGGAAAUUUUGAUGAAGGAUGGAGCCUUACCUUCAAUAAAUACAAAGGAAAUUCUAAAGCAAGCUCUUCAGUUCUCCAAUUACAACUUAUUUAGAUUAACUUUGGAAAAAGGAGCCGACCCAAAUUUAAUAACUGAAGAAGACAUCGAUAGAUCACCUAAUAAUAGCGAUAUAAAAAACAUCUUUUUAUUUUAUAAAAAACAACACGAAACCCAUAAUAACUUGGUUAACGCUCUCUUUAAAGGAGAUUUAAAGUUUGUUACCGAAUUUCAUAGACGGGGUUGUAAUACUGCUGGUUAUAAUUUUAACGGUGAUACUUUUGUACUUUGGGCAACAAAGCUAGGUUCGAAAGCUUUAGUUGAGUAUUUCUUAGGAGUAGGAGGUCCGCUUGAUCAUCGAAGUUUAAGUGAAACGAAAUCUUUGGUUGAAAUAUCAAAGAACUCAAACAACGUCGAUCUAUAUAGUUUAAUUGAAAAUGAGGUGAAAAAACGUUUAAAAAUGUCAAUUAUCAGCGGUGAUUGUAGUGAAAUUGACAUAUUAUGCUCUUCGAAUUCAUAUCUGUUAGCCGAUAUCGAAGAGGACUUGCUUGCUAAUGAUAACGAAACAAUUGGAACUUUGGCUGCUAAGAAUUUUUCUAUAGAAGUAUUUAGAACACUACACACUUACAACGUUAACUUUCAUAAGUUAAAUAACUUGGGAGAAUUUCCCUUAGCUAUAGCGGCGUCUAAAGGAGAUUUUAGCAUUGUUGAAUUUCUUGUCGAAACAGCUGGAGUAAAUGUACAAGAACAAUAUGGCAAUUCAACAGCAGCUGAUUUGGCGCAAGCCAAAAAAUUCCUUGUAAUUGCUCACUAUCUAAAUACGGGAGAAUUACCAGAGGAUGAUUUAGACAGCAAAGAACCAUUAUACACUUUAAAUGAACUAUUAAACGCUGUUAAAAAGGCAAAUCAUACAAUUAUUGAUGAAUUUAUAGACGAUGAUUAUAACGAUCCAAAAUUAAAAGUUCAACAUUGUAAGCAGAUGAUUUUAUGCGCAAAAAGAGAACGGAAGCUGGAUAUUGCUAUAAAACUAGAAAGAUUAGCUAAAGAUAUGGUUGAUCCAUAUACUACCGGUCGAGUUCUUACGCUUUCCAAUAAACUAAGAGAAGUUCUAACAACUAUGACAAAGACAAUCUAUCAGUUAAUUAUAGAAACUGACGAAGUAGGUUCGGAUACAGAUAACUUGACGGCUAUUAGACGACUAACUAAAGAGAGAAUCUGUAAAACAUUCCUGUCGAAAACGGAUAUUAACGGAGAGAAACAGGAAUUACGGGAAAUGGCCAAAAAAACCGAAACCGAAAUCGACAACAUUGAUAUACAAACAGACGAAAUUAAAGAAUCAUUAAAGAAAAAGAAAGAUGAAUUGGAGAAAGCUACUGAUCCGGAAGAAAGACUAUCCUUAAGAAAGGAUAUAGAGGAAACGGAGAGAAGGAUGCCUCUGUUGAACUAUUAUAGAAUUUUACUGAACGAAAAAACAAAUAUUAUUAAAAAACAUGAAGAAAUAUUGGAACUUAAUCAAAGCAGCAGGGCGGAAGUGUAUACAUUCUUUAAUAGAAUAAAAAAUCAACUUAAAAUGUUAUAUGCUCAACACUACGUUCAAGAUGAUGAGAAGGAAAAAACUGACGAUCAGUCUGAAAACGAUAGCAUUCGUAAAGUCAUUGUCUUAUUCAGCGAUUCUGUAAUGGAGUUGGCUAUUGACGAAAUUGACAAAAGUUCGUCUGAUGGAAGAAAGAUUGUCUCGAUUCUUGCGAGAACUCUUCAGGCAACAAAUAGCGAUAUAACAAUAGACAACGAAGUACAAUCAGAGGAACGUUUACUCUUAACAAGUGGUCUUCUCGAUAUUGAAAUAUCAUUAUCGAGUUACAGAAUAGCGCUAUUUUAUCAUCAUCAAGUUGGUGUAUUUAUAGACGACGAAGCCUUCAAAAUGAUUUACAACUUUUCCGAUUUCAUAACAUAUGCAAUAUAUACGAACAGAUCGAAAUUUAAUGAUAUACAACCAAUACAAUUGAAUGAACAGUUCGCGCUUGCUGCUACUACGACAUUAAGCUUAAUAUCGGAUAUUGGAGAGAAAUUAAAGGCUAAAAUUAAAUGUGCGGAUGAAACCAUUCGUGAUACAACUAUAUAUGAAUUAAGCACGGAAGGAGUAAUUAUUACAUCAAAUGGACAUUUAUACGGUGAUGAGAAAAAUAUUGAUAUCUUUGGACUCUAUCCAGGAACAAAAGAAGUAGCUGAAAAACGAAAGUUGCAAUUAUUACUAGAAAAAGGGGUGGCUAAUCCGAAUUAUUACCCUCAAGAGUCUAUUGAAAAAGUCCUAAAGUAUAUAUCGAGACAAGAGAUAAACAACUUCCUUGAUUCGCAAGGUGUUAGCAAAAAGUCUAUUCAAAUUGAGUUGCAAAAAUAUUCCGGGAUAGUUGAUGAUAAAGUUCUAAAAUUAAACCAGAAGUUUAUAAUUUCUCAAGCGAAUGUUGAGGAUCAGAUAACAAAAAUGUGUGGCCACAUUGAUGAGCAUGUUAAAAAGACGAGUGGAGAGCUGGAACAAGUAAGGCAUCAUCAACAGGUGUUUAUGAAACAAGCACUUAACGAUUUUAAAAAUCAAAUGGCUAUAUUAUUGACUACUUAUGAAAAAGAAAAGAGUGAAAGAACUGAGGAAUUUAGAAAAUUUAAAUGGAGAUUGAAGCAAAUCUACGGCGAACAAAGCGAUGAUACGGUCGAAAAAUUAAAUAACGAUAAAAGAGAGUUUGAGCAAAGAAUUAAAGAUUUUAAUGAGGAAAUGCAAAAUUCUUAUCAUCAACUUUUCGAAACAAUGCAUAAGACUUUGGGACAAUUUGCAGUAAAGAUGAACAAUAUGGAAAUGAGUGUGAAUUCUACGGAGAGUACAACAAGUCGAUUAGGCGAGGUUGUCCAUGAUUUUAAGGACAAACUAAAUUUAUUCAAGAGACAACUUGACUCGUUCGACUUUAAAAUUGAAGAUAUAAUUCCCAAUUCGGAAAGUCCACUUCCAAAAACUGAUAUAUUCGAAUAA
This is a messenger RNA of Dimorphilus gyrociliatus, 5695 nucleotides long. The record is from the annotation of a GenBank genome assembly. Lineage: Eukaryota; Metazoa; Annelida; Polychaeta; Dinophilidae.